AUGUUGUUCAAUUUUUUUAUCUGCUUUGUAGCACUUUUAACGAAAUUAACAUUUGAAAAACAUACACCAUAUUCGAACGUUGCACCUUUAAUUGGUCACGUAAAUUAUAUCAUACCUACAUUAAAUUUCAUAAACAAUUUUGUUAUAAUUUCAAGUUUUAAUGGCAAUGUGGGCUUGCUAAAUUAUAAAACAGGUACACUGGAUUAUGUGAAAAAUCAUGGAGAAAAUGAGAAAAUAAAAAAACUAUAUGGAGAUGACAAUCAUGCAGCUGUGCUGAUUUAUAAAGGCUCUUUGGAAGAAAAUGAUGUAAUUGGAAAUCAUAAGAAUAAUGAGGAUUUCUAUUGUUAUGUUAAUGUGUACAAUACUGUUUAUUCCCACCUGUUGAGCUCUUUUGAGUAUAGGAACGAAAUAAUUAAUGAUUUUUUUAUUAAAGACGAUAAAAUAUUUAUGCAUCUUAAUAACAAAAUAGAUAUAGGAAAUAUAACCAAUAACAGAUUGUUUUCAUUAAAUUUCAAAGAACUAAAUGUGAACUGUAUUUAUUCGAAAAUUAUAGGAGAAAAUAAUUUGAAGAUCACUUUGUUUUAUGUAGAUGCAGAAUUUUGGGGACACAUAGUAAAUGUAAAUAUUUUAAAGAAGAGUAUUGAAAAUUCCAUUAAAAUUACUGAAUUUAAACUAAAUGAUAAAAUUGUUAAUUAUAUUAAUAUUGUCAAAAACAAAACUGUCCUAGUCAUAUAUAAUAAGGAAUUCCUUCAUUGGAUAGAAUUACUAAAUGAAGAAAAUAAAUAUCACUACGGAUUUGUACCAAUAGGUGAGUCAUCUGGAGAGGUGAAGGUCGAUAAGAAAGAACCCCAGGAUGAAAAGAGGCAUAUAGAAACGAGAGAGAACAAUGAACGUAUAACUGAACCAAUCUCAUCACAUGCAAUGGGAAAAUGUAAACUCUUUAGAGAUGAUGGUAUGGAGCAAUGGAACACGGAGAAUUACUUCAUUGUUCGCUUGCAGGAAACACAAUUUGUGUACAUGUAUAAUGAUAAUAAAAUGAAUUUAAUAAAAGAGAAAGAUAAGAACGAAAUCAUAGGGUACUAUAUGAAUCAGUAUAACGAAAAGGAUAUGAUAUUUGCAGAAGAUAAGGGCAACAAAAUAUUUAUUAAAAAAGCUGGUAGUGAAGGAGAACCCCCUCUAAAUGUUUUACACAAAAGUGAUAAUGUGUAUUAUAAGGGAGAAAUGAUAAUUGGGAUAUAUAAUAAGGAAGAAAAUUCAAAUUAUUAUUUUAGUGUAUAUAAUGAUGCAUCCCUCACUGUGUAUAAGAAUAAUGACGUGUGUUACUCGAGAGAAGAAUCGCUAGCAUAUAUAGAACAGUUGAAUUUUUACAAUUUUCAACAUUUGAAAAAAAAAAAAAAAAAAACGAAUCAUUCAUAUAAUACUAAACAAUUUGAUUUAAUGAAUGAGUUGGAUAGUUAUAUAAAAGAUAAAAUACAUUCAUUUAAUAAGCCAUUUCUGGAAGAUGUUGUAAAAAAAAAAGCAGAAAAUUCCUUAUUGCCAUUUAACUUUUUUUAUUUAUCAUAUGAGGACAAAAUGAAUUUGCUAAAUAUUUGUAUGGAAAAAAAGAAAAAAAAUGAUUCCCUAAUUAACUAUGGAAUGGAAGGGAAGGUUUCAUACAGUAAGGAUAGCCAGGGAAAUACGAACAGCAAAAAAGGGAAUGAACACAAAUCAAAUUUAAUGAAUAAUAUGAUUAAAGAUGCAUUUACAAAAUAUGAACAAAGUCAAAGUGGUAAGUAUGCAGGUAGUUCAUUAGCCCUUGUGUCCACAAGCAACAAUUUGAUAUUUGCCAUACAUCUUUAUACUGGUCUUAUACUAUAUAAAAUUGAUGGGAAUAAAUUUAAAGUUUCAAAGGAAAUAUUUUCUCCCAAAAUAUAUUAUGAAAGCCCAUUUAGUCUAAAUAAGGACAACUGGUCUGAAUUAGACAAUGGGAAGAAAUUAAUAUUUUUGAAUAAUCAAAAGGGGCAUGAUGCAACAGAGGGGAAGAAAAAUGAAAUUACAAAUGAAGGAAGUAGUAAGGAUGUUCUAAAUUACAGCAAUGAUGUGCACUUAUUUAAAAGUUUCACCAAAGAUACUGCAAUUGCAAUUUUUAAAAAUGACAAAAUUUCGCACAUAGUUAUAUUUGAUAUAUUAAGUGGAGAUAUUAUUUUUGAAAAGAAAAUCGAAUCCUUUGAAAUUAAAAAUUUUUUUAUUGACAGAAAAAACUCGUCCAUUUUGGCAAUGGACAAUUUUCUCAAUGUGAAGAUAAUUCCUCUUAUGAAGGGAAAAGGUGCAGAUGUAGAAAUAGCUGAUGGCGUAGAUGCCAUUCCUGGAUUGGAAAAUGAUUUAUUUUUUUAUCGCAUGAAUGAAUCGAACAGUUUGAUUGAAGGGUUCAAAUUAAUUAGUAGUUCUCCCAGAAAAAAAGAAGAAAAAGAAGGAGUGGAGUUAAUUCGAAUAUAUUCCAUAAAUUUAAAUAAUGAAAAACUUGAAGUUUUUUCAAAAUCGAUAACAAAGAAGGAUAUGUUUUAUCCAAUUAAAAUUAACAAGGACGCUUCCAUAUGCUACAAAUACGUGAGUGACAAUAUAAUAUCAUAUAUAACAAGCACGAACCAGAAGAAGAAUAUAAUAUACACUUUAUAUAUAAUUGAUGGCAUUACUGGUGAUCUUAUUUUUUCAAAAAUGUUGGACAAGCACACGAAUCCACCCUUUCACCUAAUGAUUAGUGAAAAUCAUGUUAUUUUAAACUAUUUUAAUGUAAACUUAAAAAAAUAUAUAAUUCAAAUCAUUGAAAUAUUGUUAGAUAAAAGAGAUCCAGGAUUUUUUAAUUUAAUAACGUCUAAAAAGGAAAAAAUUGUUGAUCUAUUUGAUCAAAAAAAGAAAAUCAUAGUAAAGGAAAAAAAUUACAUAAUUGAGCAUAAUAUAAAAUCUUUUAAUUUUACGGAAACGAAAAGAGGAAUAACAAAUAAACAAAUUUUACUUUUACUUGAGUCUAACAAAAUAACUUCGCUAAAUUUAGGCACUGAAAAAGAUCAAAAUGUGUACAAAAAUUUGAAUACAUUUAUUACACAAACAGAUAUUUUAUACAACUCAAAAGGAUUCAUAUCUAAUGAAAGUUUAUUAGAAUCUACUACGCUUGUAUUUUCGUGGGGAAAUUAUCUCUAUUUUACGUGUUAUCAGCCUAACGGGUCCUUUGAUACUAUUGAAAAUUUUAACUUACUCGUACUUUUGUUUUUAAUCAUUUUGGUGUUUAUUGGUACAUAUAUAUCUUACUUAAAAAGAAUAAACAAAACUUUGCAUUCUAAGUGGGCAUAA
Molecule: messenger RNA, 3327 nt
Organism: Plasmodium gonderi
Lineage: Eukaryota; Apicomplexa; Aconoidasida; Haemosporida; Plasmodiidae
Exons: 2
Coding region: 1-3327 (1108 amino acids)
Biological process (GO): protein folding in endoplasmic reticulum
Cellular component (GO): EMC complex
Source: RefSeq, a predicted model, not a curated record